AUGGCACUCACUUCUUCCGCCGCAUACGAAGCGCAGCGCCGACUGAGAUGGUACGAGCAACAUAAGAUCCGGACCACCGCGCCGAGCCUAUCCGAGUCGUAUCGAAAGUAUCUCGAAGAAGAAGGAGCUUUUGCGUCACUACCCAAAACCACGACGGACGCUCUCCUACCCUUGUACAUUUCGACGUUGAAUGACCUCACCCCCAUCACGGAUGGCGCCGCCGUCUUCCGUGACCACAGUAACGGACAAGCAUCCAUCUACUUGGUGAGGGCAAUAUGUCUUGUCGUCUGCAAAACAAAACAUGCCGCUCCUUUCCUACGACUGACUGACUCCGGGCUUUUACUCAAACCUCUAGAAUUUGCAUCAAAGCUUCUAGCUGGACUAGAUGCGGCCAUCAAAGCAGAUUUGGAACCCGAUCGCAUCAUCAAGAUCCAGAUCUUAGUACUGAUGCACCUGCACAACGAUGGUCUAGCCGGCGUAGAUCGCGCGUCCAGUUACUUGUCGCAGGCCAUCUGUGAAGCGUGGUCAAUGUGUAUACACCUGAAGAUACCUGGCAACCCUGACAACGACGAAUGCAAGUAUCUGUGGUGGUCACUCCGGAACUUUGACCGCCUUGGUAAACCCAUCAUGGCAGCAGCGCCCUUCUUCAUCGACGAUGCAGAUAUUGGCGUUGAACGCAUAGAACCGAAGAAAGACGACUAUCGCUCUCAAAUCAUGGCUGUCUCUCUCGCUCUUGGAGACCUCAUGACUACCGCGACUAGAGCUUACAAAGCUGGUUCUACGACCGCAGUCGACAGUUGCUGGGAGUUCCCUUCGUUAUCAGAAAUUACGGGUGGGAGUAAUUUCGAUCAGUUCCACAUGUCGCAUCGAGGUAAGAUACUUAUCAACUUGGCUCUUCAGUCUACUUAA
Molecule: messenger RNA, 909 nt
Organism: Alternaria arbusti
Lineage: Eukaryota; Fungi; Ascomycota; Dothideomycetes; Pleosporales; Pleosporaceae
Exons: 1
Coding region: 1-909 (302 amino acids)
Source: RefSeq, a predicted model, not a curated record